AUGGGGAAGUCCUUCGUCAAGUUUCUGCGGCUUGUGGUGAGGAACGAUGCUAUGCGAGAUGACCCACCUCAAAUAUAUGGAUGGAGAGUCUUCGCGUUAGUGUGCGCAUUUGUCUCAACGCUCCAAGUAGGCUGCUUCGUGGCGUCACUCGUGGCUAGUCCCUGUGCCGACAAAUUCGGGCGACGAUGGUCAUUGAUAGUAUCGGCGAGCAUCACCUGCGUUGGCGUUGCACUACAGGCCAUACCGACUCGCAGCCUUCCAUUUAUGUACACCGGACGGCUGGUCGCCGGGUUUGGAGUUGGGGCCGCCUCGAUGUUGACCCCCUUAUAUGUCUCCGAGUGUGCGCCAAGAGCGAUUCGAGGAGCCUUGACUGGGUUCUACCAGCUGUUCAUCGUAAAUGGGGGUAUGCUCUCAUUUUGGGUCAACUUCGCUAGUGGAUAUCAUUGGCAAGACAGAUACGCGUACAUCAUUCCACUUAGCCUCCAGGCAGUCCCUGCCAUCUUGAUGGUUACUGGUAUGCUUUGGUGUCCAGAAAGUCCACGAUGGACGGCAAGACAAAAUGACUGGGAGAGAACAAGUGACAUAUUGUGUACCAUCACUAGUUUGCCCCCGGAUCACGACUACGUCGAGAACGAACUCCACGAAAUGGCCGAACAACUUGAGAUCGAGCGCCGUCUCGUCGGUGAUGCCACUGCAUGGACUCUAAUGAAGGAAAUGUGGUUCAUCCCUGGCAACCGCAAGCGAGCGCUGAUCUCCAUCGGGCUCAUGAUCUGCCAGCAGAUGACGGGCACCAAUGCUAUUAACUACUACGCACCUCAGAUCUUCCAGGCAAUGGGAAUCGGCGGCACCGAUAACCCCCUCUUCGCCACGGGCGUCUACGGCAUCGUCAAGGUGGUGGCUUGCCUAGCGUUCCUAAUAUUUGCCGCCGACUCGCUGGGGAGAAGAAAGAGCUUGUUAUGGACGAGCAUUGCGCAGGCGAUAUGCAUGUUUAUUAUUGGCGUAUAUGUCUACAAGAAUCCUCCCACUGAAGAUGCACCGAUCCCCCCUUUUGGAUACGUUGCGCUUGUUUGUAUAUUUUUGUUUGCGGCCUUCUUCCAGUUCGGUUGGGGGCCUUGCUGUUGGAUAUACGUGAGCGAGAUCCCCAGUGCAAGAUUGCGAGCAAUGAAUGUUGCGCAAGCCGCCGCAACCCAAUGGUUGUUCAACUUUGUGGUAGCAAGAAGUAAGUUCACGCAUACUUCCUCCCUGGAAACACUGGCACUAAGAAUCUGUCAAGCCGUACCGACAAUGAUGAGGAACAUGGGCUACGCAGGCUACGGUACCUAUUUCCUCUUCGGCUCCUUCUGCGCCGCCAUGUUCUUCUUCGCCUUCUUCCUCGUCCCAGAGACCAAAGGUAUGAGUCUAGAAAAAAUGGACGAGCUGUUCGGCAUCACGGAUAUGCUGAGGGUGCUCAACGACAUGGAGCGCAGGCAGCCGUACGACCACCGCGAGACGCGCGAGUUGGAUGACGCGGACGUGGAGAAAAAGUGGGAGAGGUUUUCUGGCUAACGAUCGGGCGGAGGCUUUACAUUGUUUUGGUUCUAUUGGUGCAUGUUCCAUAUCUGGCGUAUACAAGUGGGGGUUUGUGAUCUGGGUCUGGGGAAAAGCCAAGGAGCGGCUAGUAGGUGACGUAGUCUGUGUUGUUCCCACUUUUGGGUAGAAGAACUCGAAAUACAUGAUUCUGAGAAAGAAUGUGCUCGGUAUGUGAAAAUAUGACUCGAGACAUUUCUUAGUCGCCAGCAAAGAGCAAGGUGAGAUAGCUGAGCAUAACCCCCUGAGUGACUCACUUCCCGGGAUAGAGUGUGCAAUCGAUAACUGCUCUACAUACACCGGCCUCAUGUAGUUGAUUGCUGGGCAUCAGUAACAACCACUACGAGAAGCUAGUGCGA
Pseudomassariella vexata is the source of this 1925-nucleotide messenger RNA. Its product is annotated as general substrate transporter. Gene Ontology annotation, biological process: carbohydrate transport; transmembrane transport. Bases 1 to 1545 code for a protein of 514 amino acids. Gene Ontology annotation, molecular function: carbohydrate:proton symporter activity. The transcript has 13 exons. Lineage: Eukaryota; Fungi; Ascomycota; Sordariomycetes; Amphisphaeriales; Pseudomassariaceae. The record is from RefSeq and is a predicted model, not a curated record. Gene Ontology annotation, cellular component: membrane.